CCUCCAUCACCACCACCCAAAACCCUUCGCCAUUCUUCCAAAACCUUGAAGAUAUCAAAUGUUGAGAUCACUCCUCCGGACGGCAGUUUCAGCAACCAAAUCUCAAUCACACCUCCCAACCAUUCUCAUCCCCGCCACCACUGCCGCAGCCUCUUCCACAGCCGCCCAGCAAUUAUGUUCAAGAAACUAUUCUUCGAAGACCUCAAAAUCGUCUGUAACAAAGGCGAAGAAAACCAAAUCCAAGACCGAUGCCAAAUCCAAGACCGAAGAAACCUCAGCAGCCGUCGACGAGUCCGCCGCCGACCUCCUGGACGAGGACGUUCGCGCUCGCCGCCUUGCAGAGGACGAGAACAAUAAGUCCCUCGACGUUGGCCCUAACGGCCGUCCGCUCUUCACCUCCACCGCUUCUCUCUCUCACCUCACCAGAAAAGACACCUGCACUUACAUGAAAUUCAGUAUGGAGGAAUUGAAUGCGGUGUUGCCGGAGGGAUUGCCGUUGGGAAUGUUGAAGGAGUUCGAGGAGUCAAAGCGAACAGCAUUGCUUGUUCGGCAGAAUUUUUUGGACUUAAGAGAUAAUUUCAGGCGCAUUGUUGAUCCUCCGUUGCAGUCCUCCGGUAGUAAAGGUCUCAAAGUACGAAAGCAAAUUGUAUUGGAUGGCCCUGUAAGCUGUGGCAAAAGUAUUGCACUUGCUAUGCUAGUGCAUUGGGCCCGUGAUGAAGGUUGGCUGGUUUUUUAUGUCCCCAAAGGUCGAGAAUGGACCCAUGGAGGAUUUUUCUAUAAAAACCCCCAAACUGGCUUGUGGGAUACCCCUGUGCAGGCAGCAAAUGUUCUCCAGGAUUUUUUGAAGCACAAUGAAUCCCGCUUAAAGGAGUUACCGUGCCAAAUAUUUGAUCCUAUUCCUUUGGGAGAGGGUGCUGGUGUUGGGUGGUUGAAGGAUGUUGAUUCAAUGGCAAUGCCUGAAGGGUCAACACUCCAUGAAUUGGUUCAGGCAGGACUCACUUCUACACAUGCUUCUGUUGGAGUGUUGGUUCGUUUGAGGAAAGAGUUGUCCCUUAUAAAAGAUAUACCUGUCCUUAUUGCCAUCGAUCAAGUGAGGCGAAGAACUUUUGUCUACUCUAAUUAUAUGUUUCAGGCUAUUCUUUUGAGUGAUUAUGUUCUGGGGUACUAAAUUAUGAAUUUUACAUUUAUAUGGUGACAUCGGUUGUAGUUAAUAUUUUUUGUUGCUGCGCUCCACAGUAUAAUAAUUGGUUUACCUUCAGUGAGUAUGAGGAGCCAGUAACUGUUCGUUCUUGCCGGCCAAUUCAUGCUAGAGAACUUGCAACGGUUAAUGCGUUUAGGUCUAUGAUGCAUAAUGACAUGAUGGUCGGUGCUUUCUCUCAUUCAACUGCAGUAGGGAAGUUGCGAAAAGACUUACCAGAUGUUCCCACUGAUGCUCGCAUUGACUUUCCGCGUUACAGUUUAGAUGAAGCAGCCACCGUUUGCCACUAUUACCUCAGGCAAAGACUAGUACGCCGAGAAGCAUUUUCAGAGGAAAGCUGGAAGAAGGUUUACUAUCUGUCCAAUGGAAAUGGAGCAGAGAUGAGGUGGUUAGUCCCUUUCAUGCGGUGAUAGACAUUACUUCUCAAGAUGGGGUGAUUAUUCCUGUCACGCCAUUGAUUUCUGAUCUGUUCCCCUGAAAUAAAUGGGUGGUGCUGUUUCUAGAUUCUUAAUGACCCAAACAGUCAGUCGGGCCAGCGACCAGAAUCCCUUUGCUUGGUUGACCUAUUUUUGCUUGGGGAGCAUUCCCAUUCCCUAUUUGUUUAUGGGAUUAUUGUCCAAGACACAGUGUACCAUAUGUAGAUCGUUUUUUACAUUCACAAUGAAGAUUAGUUAUUUAUGACUU
Messenger RNA from Ilex paraguariensis (yerba mate), 1882 nucleotides. The record is from the annotation of a GenBank genome assembly. NCBI's taxonomy places the organism in Eukaryota, Viridiplantae, Streptophyta, Magnoliopsida, Aquifoliales, Aquifoliaceae.